Cylicocyclus nassatus is the source of this 489-nucleotide messenger RNA. Lineage: Eukaryota; Metazoa; Nematoda; Chromadorea; Rhabditida; Strongylidae. The record is from the annotation of a GenBank genome assembly.
AUGAUAAAGAAUCUGGGCUUCACACGGGUCGAGCGGUACAAGAACCUUUAUCCCAUGCCUCAAAGUGAAUAUCUAUGGAAAGGAAUGGCCAGUGAUGAACCGGUGUCAUUCACCGACGCAGGCGAUUUGAGUGGAGCUGCCAAGCCCACAGGCGAACAGGGCGUGGCUGAAGGACAAGCGGAACAGAAAGGAUCUCAAGACAAAGGUCCCAGUGGAUCUAGCGAAUCAGCAGAAAAAACAAAAACGAGGAGAAGGAAAAAGAAAAAGAAGAGAAAGACGAAAAGAAAGAGGAAGAGGGAUCGCUAUGAGUCUCAGAAUUUUUUGUUGCGGAUUGAGGGCACCCUUUGUUGUGCAUCUAUAGUUAUUGCUUUUGUAUGGGCUGCAACGAUGUUCUUGGCUCUGUUGGCUUUCUUAGUGUGGGCAAAUUUCUCUAUGUCGGCAACAAUACAAUCAGCCAAAGAAGAAUGGGCAUCAUAGUUGUGUUAUUUG